AAAACUAGAACUCUAUCAUUCUGCAAUGAAUCUUUUACCAGCACAUGCAUUUCCAGAUCUUUACAAGCCUCAUCAAGCACACAACAGAAUCCUUAUCGACAGAGCACCCAUGACUCACUACAAGCAUUUUUCAACACAGGUCUACAAUAUCAACUCUAUCAAAAAUCAUCCCUGAUGGGAGCUGCAGAUAGCCGAAACAGCGCUAGUGGGAUCAUGGCUGGAAUACCCGGAUCAUCGCUUGUUGGAGCAUUAUGUGGAAAUCCGUCCGAAAGACGUAAACAACGACGGAUCCGUACAACGUUUACUUCCGGUCAGUUAAAGGAGUUGGAGCGAAGUUUUAUGGAAAGUCACUAUCCGGACAUUUACACACGAGAAGAUAUCGCUAUGAGGAUUGACCUUACAGAAGCUAGGGUACAGGUAUGGUUCCAAAAUCGGCGUGCCAAGUACCGUAAACAAGAAAAACAGCGACGAGCCAAGGAAGAAGGAGAAGACUCGGAGAAGAAAUCCGAAGUGGACGAGAAGAUUUGCAUUGGAGAUUCGACACUAUCCGAUCUAGUCGACCAGUAA
This is a messenger RNA of Cylicostephanus goldi, 567 nucleotides long. The record is from the annotation of a GenBank genome assembly. NCBI's taxonomy places the organism in Eukaryota, Metazoa, Nematoda, Chromadorea, Rhabditida, Strongylidae.